AAAAUAAUUUUAAUAAAAAAAAAAAUUAUGAUAAAAUUUUUUGUUUGAACAAACCAUCGAUGUGAGUAAUUUUGACGGGCACAUAGAAACCUGCGAUUGUGCGCAUUGUGUGAUUCUUACUUUAGUCACUCAAAAACCGCCACCACGAACUAAACGCAUAGCGCACGAAGACUGAAGUAUUUGGAAAAUAGGCCAUGGUAGGUUACAGGCUCAGCGCUGAUCAAUACUCUAGCGCUAAAAAACCCCGGGGUUCAUUUCCCUGAAGUGUAACUGGAAAACUUUCAGUACGCCCUUCAAUUUUUUACUUUCACACAAAAUGGAACUAACGUGAUCUUAGCUUUUAAAUUUUACAUUUUUAUUAAGAUUUUUUUACUCGAUUUAUCAACGCGAUUUAUGAUGAACGAAAAAUUAAAUCGUUCGAGCAUGCAAACUCUAUCAAGACGAAGGUGUAAAAUAUAAUCGUCGUUGUUGUUAUGAUGGGUAUGUGGUGCCUGUUACUUUUGAUAUGCAUCGAAACUUUAGGAGGUACCACCGAAGAAAGAAACGAAGCGAAUAUUUUAGAUAUUGGAGGAAUAUUUCCGAUAAGAGGAAAAGGCGGAUGGCAAGGUGGCCAGGCUUGUCAACCAGCUGCAAGAUUAGCUCUGGAUGAUGUUAACGAAGAUAAAACUAUUUUACCAGGUUACAAGCUCAGAAUGCAUUACAACGAUAGUCAGUGCGAACCAGGACUCGGGGCGUUGGUUAUGUACGAUUUGCUCUACCAAGAUCCUACAAAAUUAAUGCUACUGGCAGGUUGUAGUACGGUUUGUACGACAGUCGCGGAAGCAGCGAAAAUGUGGAAUUUGGUGGUGCUAUGUUAUGGAGCAAGCUCACCCGCUUUAUCCGACCGUCAAAGAUUUAAAACGUUAUUUCGUACUCAUCCUUCUGCAACUGUUCAUAACCCUACUCGCGUUGAAUUGUUGCUAAAGUACGGAUGGUCUAGAAUCGCAAUACUCCAGCAAGCUGAAGAAGUUUUUAUCUCGACGGUGGAAGACCUGGAGAUACGCUGCAAAGAAAGAAACAUCGAAAUUAUUACGAGACAAAGUUUUUUAAGCGAUCCAGCUGAUGCUGUUAAAAAUUUAAAACGUCAAGAUGCGCGAAUUAUUGUCGGAUUAUUUUACGUUGUAGCUGCCCGCAAAGUGUUAUGCGAAAUGUACAAGCAGCAGCUGUAUGGUAAAUCGUACGUUUGGUUUUUUAUAGGAUGGUACGAAGACGAUUGGUUCACGAGCAAUGUCGAUAACGAUACAGAUUGUCAAACAGAGGAACUCAUGAUAGCAGCGGAAGGUCAUCUCACUACGGAAGCUGUUAUGUGGAAUCAAAAUAGAUUUCAAAAAACUAUCUCAGGAAUGACUGCUCAUGACUUCCAAAAAAGACUGGACGAAGUUCUAUUACAAUCUGGUUACGGACUUAAUAGUAGUCGAUACCCACCAGGUUACCAAGAAGCUCCUUUAGCAUAUGAUGCGGUCUGGGCUGUGGCUUUAGCUUUUAAUAAAACUAUGAAUAUUUUAUCAAAGAGAGGAGAGUCUUUAAAAAGUUUCACAUACACCAACGAAAAAAUUGCUUCCGAAAUAUACAGCGCGAUGAAUUCAACCGAGUUUUUGGGCAUCUCGGGCGUUGUCGCAUUUAGCUCGCAAGGUGAUAGAGUAGCCUUAACUCAAGUUGAACAAGUACAAAAUGGAUCUUACGUGAAAUUGGCAUAUUACGACACUGAGAAAAAUAAUUUCACUUGGUUGAAUGAUGCUAAAUGGAUAGGUAAUAAAGUGCCUACUGAUCGAACAAUUAUAAAACCAGAAUUACGAACGUUAAACGUACCUUUAUUCUUGUGUAUGUGGUCGAUAUCAGUUAUCGGCAUACUCGUGGCCAUUGGCCUUAUUGUAUUUAAUGUUUAUAAUCGUCACAGGAGAGUGAUUCAAUUUUCACAUCCAGUAUGUAACACCAUAAUGCUCGUUGGUGUUAUUGUCUGCUUAACAAGUGUGAUAUUACUCGGACUAGAUGGGCAAAUCGUAUCGCCAGAAAUGUAUCCGUUAGUUUGCCAAGGUAGAGCUUGGCUUCUGUCAAUUGGUUUUACUCUUGGAUAUGGUGCCAUGUUCAGUAAAGUUUGGAGAGUUCAUCGUUUAACUACGAAAACGAAAAAUAAUAUUAAGAAAAAAAUCCAGCCAUGGAAAUUAUAUUCUAUGGUUGCCGGACUUCUGAUGAUAGAUCUUAUCGUAUUAUCUGUUUGGCAAAUAUAUGAUCCACUUCAGAGAAGUAUACAAGUAUUUCCGUUAGAAUUACCAAUUUCUGCGGAAGAUGAUAUAAAAAUACGUCCUGAAUUGGAGCAUUGCGAAAGCACAAAUCACUCUAUUUGGCUAGGCAUAGCGUUAGGAUACAAAGGAGUGAUAUUAGCUUUUGGAUUAUUUUUAGCGUACGAAACACGUAGUAUUAAAGUCAAACAAAUAAACGAUUCGAGAUACGUCGGAAUGUCCAUUUAUAACGUGGUUGUGCUCUGUGUUAUUACCACCCCUGUUACUAUGAUAAUUGCGUCCCAACAAGACGCUAGUUUUACUUUUACAGCAUUAUCAAUUAUAUUUUGUUGUUUCCUUUCAAUGGCUCUUAUAUUUGUUCCUAAAGUAAUUGAAGUUAUUCGUCAUCCAAUGGAUAAGGCUGAAUCUAAAUAUAAUCCAGAUUAUGGUUUAUCCAAAGAAGAAGAGGAUAAAUACCAUAAAUUAUUAGCUGAAAAUGACGAAUUAUUUAAAUUAAUCAAAAUGAAAGAAGAUAAAAUCAUAAUGCUCAGACUUAAGUUGGCGGAAAAAGAAGCGGCUUCUGGAGGGAUGAAACCCGACAAUCAAACACCGAAUACCUUAACGGUAAAUAAAGAUAAUCUUAUUGUAGCCGAUUUUAUUACUGGCGAAGGUACAUCAGACUCCGCUUACGGUGGAGGUACUUCCGUACAAACCAGGUCAUCUCGCGCGAGUGCAUCAGAUAUUGAAUUUUCAGAAUCGUAUCUUUAAAGUUUACAAGCAUUUCACGUUCGAAAAUGAAACAGAAAAAAAAUACCUAAUUCCGUAGAAAAAGACAAUCAACAUUUCGUUUUUUGUCAAACCACCGAAGAAAAUUACUCGAAAUUCGAACAAAAAAAAAAAUCACUCGUAGAUUUUAAACGUAAAUUUGGAAUUCAAAUGUUUUUUAAGUUAGUAAUUUCACAUGCAAUAAAAAUGUUUACUUUAAUGGCGAAUAUUCGACAAUAUCUAUAAAGUAAUGCUGUGUAAACGUUUGCACAAUCAUGUUUUUACUUUUUGUUUAGAACCUUUGUAGAAGACUGGUUUGUGGGGCCAAUACCUUUUUUAACGCAUCAAAUGCGUCUUUCUUUAACGAUGUUAUUUAAUAACUUUGUUAUUUUAUUGUUAUUUUUGUUAGUUUUUUUUUCUAUUUAUUUUUUCGGUGUUAAUUUGUUGAAAUCAAAGUAAUAGAUAAAUAAGUUAUUAGAUAGGUACUGACGAGGGAAUGGUUGAAAGCUUGCAAUAGGUAUCUAUCAAAACGAUUCUGUUUCCUUAAUAUGCACUCGAGGAUAAGGAGCUUUUUUAUUAUUUAAUUUUGAUGAGACUUGGCCCAAAGGACGAUAUAACAAUCUGGACUCUUCACUGGAGCGCACAUAGUUUGUGCUGUUUGUGAACAGUGGUCAACGUGCUAUUACAAGCGGUGUGAGCCGUAGUGAACAGUUUCAAUUAAAACGUCCUUGUUGAAGACUAUACCUAACGAAAAAAUUCUCACAGAAUUAUCUACCUUCAAAACUGAAGGAUCGUUCGGCAAUUAUCAGAGGAGAGAAUGAUUUUUUUUUCUUAAUUAUUCCUGGAGUCGCAAGGUUUUAGGUUUAAACAGAAAUUCUAGUUCUAUUUUCAAAGGUAAAAUUUAAAAAAAGUUAUUUAAGAAAUUGCGGAUUUUUAAAUAUGUACCAAUUAUUUGAAGAAACCAGAGGUAAAGAUGCUAGAGAUGACUACUGAAAUUAUUAAACACACAACUUAUUUAUAUUUUGGAAAUUAUUUUAUAUUUACUAUUAUGCCAUAAGACUUGUAGAAACCAUACAAGCGAUUUCAUCAAAAUUUUAAAAAUUCGGCUCCUUGAUUCCCAAAAAAUGUAACGUUAUACCUAGUUCUAAAAUCAGAAAAAACUACUAAUUUAUACCCAUGUGAAGUUAGUAUCAUUACCUAUUCGAGUGAAAUUAGGUAGGUAUGUUGGUGAGUUACCACGUUGUUCAAGGAUAUGCGUUAUGAAAACAACAGAUCAUUCUCUCGUGCAAUGUAUAAUCGCCGAUGAUAAUUUCCUCAAAUUUAAAAAUUUUUCAAUGGGGAUUCAACUAGAUUUUGGGCACUCAUUUGUCGUGAUUUGUAAAACUAAUAAAAUCUCUAUCAACAAAUAAAUUUUAAAAACAAGAUCACCUGACAUCAUUUCAUAUUAGGUAGUUCCAUUGCUUUCAAUCAGAACGCCAUAUUGCAUACCUACGCAUUUUUUCAAGUAUUUAGUUUGUUUUACAUUCUAUACGCAGCAAUAUAAAGAAAAUAUUACCAGUGAAAUCUCGUUAGCGAUGUCCUAAAUAUUCACAUUUCGUAAACCAUGUGUAAAUACGAGAAAAAAAUCUGUACUUAUUCGCGCUUUUAUUAUAAAUUGUUUCAAUUAAGUAUCGAUGUGUAAUUGAUUAUUUUUGUAGAUAUUUGCUGUACAAAGUAAACUCCCAAAUAAAAACUUGGACGGCGUUAUUAACGAGAUUUUACUGCUUUUUCCAUUUGCAAAAACUCAUUGUUUUCUUUUACAUUUUAAAAAGAUCCGUCCUUAUGUGAAAAAGAAAUUUGCACGAAUAAUUCAUCUCUAAUUUGGGAGUUUCCUUUAGAUAUGUGUUCCUAUGUUUAAACCAAAAACAAAACAAUAAAACAAAAAAACAUCGAAAUAAAGAUCUAAAAAGAUUCAA
Molecule: messenger RNA, 4978 nt
Organism: Planococcus citri (citrus mealybug)
Lineage: Eukaryota; Metazoa; Arthropoda; Insecta; Hemiptera; Pseudococcidae
Gene: GABA-B-R1
Product: gamma-aminobutyric acid type B receptor subunit 1
Exons: 16
Coding region: 474-3026 (850 amino acids)
Biological process (GO): gamma-aminobutyric acid signaling pathway; G protein-coupled receptor signaling pathway
Cellular component (GO): membrane; G protein-coupled receptor heterodimeric complex
Molecular function (GO): G protein-coupled GABA receptor activity
Source: RefSeq, a predicted model, not a curated record